Schistosoma intercalatum is the source of this 1236-nucleotide messenger RNA. The record is from the annotation of a GenBank genome assembly. NCBI's taxonomy places the organism in Eukaryota, Metazoa, Platyhelminthes, Trematoda, Strigeidida, Schistosomatidae.
AUGAAGGGCUGUAUACAGUGUUUAAGAGUCAUACUAGUGGUUUUCAACUUCCUGGUUGUGCUUAUUGGAUUGGCAGUUUUGGGCUUUUCUGUUUACAUCUACCUGGAACCAGAGGCGCAGGACAUCAUACUUGCGUCGGGACAGCAACAUGCGGUACAAAUCAUGUUAUAUGCUCUUAUGGGUAUCGGUGGAAUUACUUUAGUAAUAGCGCUGUUUGGCUGUUGUGGUGCUUACCAUGAAUCGCAGUGUCUUUUGGGAACAUAUUUCACUAUCCUUAUAGUGAUCUUUGCAACUCAAGUAACAGGAGCCACAUUGGGUUAUUUAUACCGAGAGGAGAUUAUGAAAUAUGUCGAUGAUCGUAUGAGAGAAGGUAUUGAAGAGUAUUCAAUGCUACGUGAUCAACGUGAAAAUCCCGUACCGUUUAUGGAUUCAAUCCAACGUAUGUUGCGCUGUUGUGGUGUCAAUGGUUACGAAGAUUACCGUGAAAGUAUACCCAUAGCAUGUUGUGAUCACCAUGUAAGCACAUGUCUAAAUGCAUUACUGUCACCCGAAGAAGUUUAUAAAGAAGGUUGCAAAGAUAAAUAUAAAGUAAUGUUGAAAGAUAAAUUGGUCAUUAUAUUCCUUGCAACUGUUUCUAUUGCAGCUUUUGAAAUAUUUUGUCUUCUCUUUUCAAUGGUUAUGUGUUGCACAAUUCGACAAUAUCAUUCAGAUUAUUAUGGAGUCAAUUAUUCAAUUGCUACUUGAUCAACGGAGUACUGUUUUUUUCUUCUAAUUAGUGUUAUUUUUUAUCUAAUAUAACACCAGGUACUUUUCGAUUAUUUUUAUGUUUUGUUGUUUUCCAAUCCAACCUUUUUGCUUUCGUUGCUUGUUAUUCUUACUGUCAUUUUUAAAAAAAUUGUUUCUUUGGUGAUUCAAUACCAACUUUUCAUUUUUCUUUAUCCCUUUAUUUCAAUCGUGGAAAAUUGAAGUUCGUAUUUAUGCGAUCCAUUAUCCUGGUAAUACUCUGUGUUAAUCUAUCUAGAAAAAUCACAAAGAAACAUCGAACUUCUUUCUGGUCUAUGCGGAUGAAUGUAAUUCUGAUGGUACUAUUUUGUCAUUUUCUAAUUUAUGGAAUUAGUAUACAUUAAACGUUAUAUCAUUGUCAUUUAUAAUGGUCAUUUCAGCUAUCCUCUCCGCUUACAUAAUAACCAUCAUUAAAUUUUGUUUUGAGAACAAAAUAAUAUUUCAAUAAAUUUC